This is a messenger RNA of Camelina sativa (false flax), 1380 nucleotides long. RefSeq lists its product as uncharacterized. Gene Ontology annotation, cellular component: cytoplasm. Gene Ontology annotation, molecular function: protein-lysine N-methyltransferase activity. The record is from RefSeq and is a predicted model, not a curated record. Lineage: Eukaryota; Viridiplantae; Streptophyta; Magnoliopsida; Brassicales; Brassicaceae.
AAGAAAGAAACAUUUUGUUCUGAUAUAGUGAGAGAGGAAAUACACAAGUAGGGGUUUGGUUUGUUUCAUCUCUUCGACUGCGUCAAAAAAAAAAAAAGGAACCGUACAAUCCUUUUCUCUUGUGGCGUUGAAUCUCUCUCAUGGCGGGAAUCAGAUUGCUACCGGAAGAACCUGAGACGAGUCCUCAACAACAAGCGAGACCCGCCGCGGCGUUGACGACGACGGAUAGUUUGGCUUCCGACGACGAUCGAUCUAUUGCGGCGGAUUCGUGGUCGAUUAAAAGCGAGUACGGAAGCACUCUCGACGACGAUCAGCGUCACGCCGAUGCCGCCGAGGCUCUCUCUUCCGCUAACUUCCGUGUCUCUUCAGAUUACAGUUCUGAUAAGGAGGAGCCAGAUGCUGAUGGAGGAGGUCAAUCAAUGCUUGGUCUUCAAAGCUAUUGGGACGCAGCGUAUUCGGAUGAACUGACAAAUUUCAGGGAGCAUGGUCAUGCUGGUGAAGUUUGGUUUGGGGAUGAUGUUAUGGAGAUUGUUACUUCUUGGACUAAAGACUUGUGUAUUGGGAUUUCUCAACGAAACAUGUCUGUUUCUGACAACGAUGUUACAUCAGAGGUGAAUGAUCAGGCUGAUAAGUAUUUGUCUAGUUGGAAUGUGCUUGAUCUUGGUACUGGAAAUGGCUUGCUCCUUCAUCAACUUGCUAAGGAGGGGUUCUCCGAUUUAACCGGGACGGAUUAUAGUGAAGGGGCGGUAGAACUCGCUCAACAUCUUUCCCAACGUGAUGGCUUUCCAAAUAUCCGUUUCAUGGUUGAUGAUAUCCUUGACACAAAAUUGGAACAGCAGUUCAAGCUGGUAAUGGACAAAGGAACUUUAGAUGCUAUUGGUUUGCAUCCUGAUGGCCCUGUCAAAAGAGUCAUGUAUUGGGAUUCAGUGUCCAAGUUGAUUGCUCCUGGUGGAAUAUUGGUCAUCACAUCUUGUAACCACACAAAGGACGAACUGGUGGAAGAAGUGGAGAACUUCAACAUCAGAAAAUCCAACUUAUGUAGAGGAGAUGGAAACGACGGGACCAAUGCGAUUUCCUCUGGCUCUGAAGCUGCAAGCAGAAUUGAACAACCUCCGUUUGAGUAUCUCAGCCACGUUAGGACAUACCCAACGUUCAUGUUUGGUGGGUCUGUAGGAUCGCGUGUGGCAACUGUCGCGUUUCUGCGGAAGUGAGAACAAAAACCCUGUUUGGAAUUGUUUAACAUAAUGCCCCAGACUCUUUUUCUCAUCUUUUCUUUUUUAUAUUUUGGUGUCAAGACUUUGUGCUGUUGGGAGCUCUUAAUAACCUACAAAUUUAUAUUCGGAAACACUGAUUUGGUCAUUUUAUCAGUGGGUUUUUAUU